Molecule: messenger RNA, 1186 nt
Organism: Teleopsis dalmanni
Lineage: Eukaryota; Metazoa; Arthropoda; Insecta; Diptera; Diopsidae
Product: adenylate kinase isoenzyme 1-like
Exons: 6
Coding region: 327-1013 (228 amino acids)
Biological process (GO): nucleoside triphosphate biosynthetic process
Cellular component (GO): cytoplasm; cytosol
Molecular function (GO): AMP kinase activity; ATP binding
Source: RefSeq, a predicted model, not a curated record
UAUAAUUACAUUCUAGUCAAAUAUAUAAUAUAUAUUAUCGAGACACAUUAAAGCUCCGCCACAGCUGCUGAAUGUGGGAAAAAUUGCGCUAAAGCUUUCUGAGUUUGGCAAGUUGGUGAAAAAAUCUAAAAAUUCGGUGCUUUACUUCAGUCGUAGUCGCAACCUCACGUUGGUAGUGUUUAUGGAAAUUCUGUGAAUAAGAAAUAUUUCAGACAAUUAACGGAAUAUAAUAUUUUUGAAAGUACUCAACAAGGAAAUCAAAUUUUAUUAGAAUACAUUUUGUUUGAUUUUCGCGUAAAUUGAAGAAAUCUCUGCAAAUUUUCAUCAUGUUGUUCAUGUGUCACCAAAUGGCCAUGAAGAAGGAAGCCAUUAAUAAACAAAAAGCAGAGCUAUUACGAAGAGCGCAAAUCGGAAUUGGUGUACCAAUAGUUUGGGUUUUGGGUGGUCCCGGCUGUGGCAAAGGCACACAAUGUGCCAAAAUUGUCGAAAAAUACGGUUUCACACAUUUAAGCAGUGGUGAUUUGCUACGUGAUGAAGUGGCUUCCGGCUCUGCAAAGGGUAAAGAAUUGGCUGAAGUUAUGAAACAGGGGCUAUUGGUGUCCAAUGAUGAUGUUCUAGACCUAUUGGAAAAGGCUAUUAGAAAAAACUUGCCUAAUUCUACAGGUUAUCUUAUUGACGGUUACCCACGUGAAAAAGAUCAGGGUGCGGCUUUUGAAAAGAAGAUAGCACCAGCUGAUUUAAUUAUUUUCUUCGACUGUGCUGAUGAAACAUUGGUUGCACGUGUGAUGGGUCGCGCUGCAUUGUCAACCGAAAAACGAGCUGACGAUAAUGAGGAAACAAUUAAAACUCGUAUUGCCACUUUUAGAAGUAACACCAAUCAAAUAUUAAAUCAAUACACUGACAAGACUGUGGCAUUCAAUGCAGAACGCAAUGUAGAUGAUAUCUUUGAGGACGUAACCCGCGCUUUAGAUUGCUUAAUUGAAAAGAAGCAAGCAGCUGUGGCAAGGACUUAAGUCAUAUGAAAAUAAUUAAAAUUUGUUACCAAAAAUUAAUGUCUUAAAUCAAUAAUUUUCACCAAAUAAUUAAGCUUUAAAAUAUAUUUUGUAUGUAAAAAUAUGCACAAUAUCAAAAAAUGCUAGUCCAAAGAUAAGAACACAUAUAUUAAGUACAAUAAUUUAAAUUUAAU